Messenger RNA from Eruca vesicaria subsp. sativa (arugula), 1923 nucleotides. The record is from the annotation of a GenBank genome assembly. NCBI's taxonomy places the organism in Eukaryota, Viridiplantae, Streptophyta, Magnoliopsida, Brassicales, Brassicaceae.
CGCCAUGGACGACGAGACCCAAAUCGCAUCCAUCCUCAAAUCAUCUUCCCUCUACCCAAUCCCACAAAGCCUCAAACUUUCAUACGGAACAGCCGGCUUCCGAGGCGACGCAUCCCUCCUGGACUCCACCGUCUACAGAGUCGGCAUCCUCUCCUCCCUCCGCUCCCUCAAACUCAACUCCUCAACCAUCGGCCUCAUGAUCACUGCCUCCCACAACAAACUCUCCGACAACGGCAUCAAACUCUCCGACCCAUCCGGCGGAAUGCUCUCUCAGGACUGGGAGCCCUUCGCGGAUCAGAUCGCGAACGCUUCUUCUCCUCAAAAGCUCGUAUCUUUGAUCAGAGAGUUCGUGGAGAAGGAAGGGAUCGUGAUCGGAGAGAAAAGUGGAGGAGAGGUUUGGUUGGGGAGAGAUACUAGACCUAGCGGUGAACGGCUUCUUAGGGCGGCAGAGAUUGGUGUCUCCUCUGUUUUGGGAUGUGUUGCUGUUGAUUUUGGGGUUUUGACUACUCCUCAGUUGCAUUGGAUGGUUAGGGCUAAGAACAGAGGUCUUAGGGCUAGUGAAAGUGAUUACUUUGAGAGUCUAACGGCUUCGUUUAAGUGUUUGAUUGGUUUGAUCCCGGUUAGUGCGAAGAAUAGUGCUACAUUGUUGUUAGAUGGUGCUAAUGGUGUGGGUGGGAUGAAGAUGGAGGUUUUGAGAGGGUUUUUGAGUGGUUUAGACGUUGAGAUACGUAACACUGGGAGAGAUGGAGGUGUGCUUAAUGAAAGUGUAGGUGCUGACUUUGUGCAGAAGGAAAAAGUUGUGCCUUUAGGGUUUGGGGAUAAGGAUGUUGGGGUGAGGUGUGUGAGCUUUGACGGUGAUGCGGAUAGAUUGGUUUACUUUUACAUUCCUGAAAACUCUUGUGGUGGGGAUAAGGUUGAGUUGCUUGAUGGUGAUAAGAUUCUGUCUUUGUUUGCUCUGUUUAUCAAGGAGCAGCUGAAGAGUCUUGGUGAUGAAGGGAAGGAGACUCGUCUUGGUGUUGUGCAGACGGCUUACGCUAAUGGUGCGUCGACGGAUUAUGUUAAGGAGAUGGGUUUGGAGGUUGUUUUUGCUAAGACCGGGGUGAAGCAUUUGCAUGAGAGAGCAGAAGAGUUUGAUAUUGGAAUCUACUUUGAAGCUAAUGGCCAUGGGACUAUUCUGUUUUCGGAAUCUUUCAUGUCUUGGUUAGUUGGUAAGCAAAAGGAGCUUAGUGAAGGCUCUGAUGAGUACAAUGCGGUUUCUAGGUUAGUUGCUGUGAGUAAUCUGAUUAACCAAGCGGUUGGUGAUGCUAUAAGUGGGUUGCUCUUGGUUGAAGUGAUUCUGCAGCAUAUGGGAUGGUCUGUACAGAAGUGGAAUGAGUUAUACAAGGAUCUUCCUAGUAGACAGGUUAAGGUUGAAGUUCCAGACAGAACAGCGGUUGUGACCACAAGCGAGGAAACCGAGGCGCUGAAACCUUUGGGGAUUCAAGAUGCCAUUAAUGGUGAGAUCAAGAAGUACCAGCGUGGUAGAGCUUUUAUUAGGCCAUCGGGAACAGAAGAUGUGGUGAGAGUAUAUGCAGAAGCAUCUACACAAGAAGCUGCUGAUUCUUUGGCUAAUUCUGUUGCUCAGCUCGUCAAAAGCUUCCUUGGUUAAAGCUAAAGAUCCAUCUAAAGCUCUGCAUGAGUAUGCUAAGCAAAGAUCUUCCUUGUUCAUCUCUUACUUUUCACAUUUAUGUAUAAACCUAAUGAUACGUUUGCUUGUCUUUUGUGUUCUGUUUCUUGAGCGUUACUUUGUUUCUAUUUUAGUUCUUCUUCUCUUUCUCCCCCAAGGUAGACUGAAACAUACUUGGCUUGCCUGAUUAACUUUAAAUAUUGCAUAAUACUUCUUAUGUUUCUAAAUAAGAGUAUUGAAAGAGUUGUUGAGAGAAA